Messenger RNA from Brettanomyces bruxellensis, 648 nucleotides. RefSeq lists its product as uncharacterized. The transcript has a single exon. The coding region runs from base 1 to 648 and encodes 215 amino acids. The record is from RefSeq and is a predicted model, not a curated record. NCBI's taxonomy places the organism in Eukaryota, Fungi, Ascomycota, Pichiomycetes, Pichiales, Pichiaceae.
AUGGGCGAGAACCAACCAAAGUAUAAAGUUCGUAUGCCCGAAGAAGAUCCAAUAAAUUAUAGAACUCAUGGUACCUCAUUCUACAGCCUGAAACUUGAAAAUAAUUAUAGAUUGGGAAAUGAAGCGCUUUAUCAAAACCCAUUGAUCAACUUUGUCAUUGGUGCUAAACGAUUAUCCCUUGCUUUUGGAGUCAUGGGCGUUCUAUUUUCUUAUCUUAUGGAAAGAACUGGAUUAGUUUAUCCGGAAAUUUGUGAAGUAUUAGCUACUCUCAGUGUGAUUCCAUUCCCCGUUAUUUUGUAUUUAUAUCACCCUUAUGUUUCAAGGAUAUUUCGGAUAUACGAUAUUACCAAACCACAAACCAUGCAAAACUUGUUGAAGAAUGAACAAGUGCUGAUAGAAAAGCUCAAUUGGAAUGGCUUUAAAACCUACAAUGACCUUAUUCGAGUAGACUCUUUUUGGGUUCCUUCGAAUAAUGACUACGAAUCCAGGUUUGGGUACGUCAACUUAAUCAGUAAGGAUCCCACUACUGGACUUAAGAAAAGCUAUUACAUAAAUGAAGGGUUUUGCAAUGUUAAGAUGAACAGGAUAAUGGCUCUUGCUGAAAGGAGAAGUCACAUAUCAACGGGAAGAGACUUUUUUGAAAAAUAA